This is a messenger RNA of Daucus carota subsp. sativus, 950 nucleotides long. Its product is annotated as pre-mRNA cleavage factor Im 25 kDa subunit 1. The transcript has 7 exons. Gene Ontology annotation, cellular component: mRNA cleavage factor complex. NCBI's taxonomy places the organism in Eukaryota, Viridiplantae, Streptophyta, Magnoliopsida, Apiales, Apiaceae. The record is from RefSeq and is a predicted model, not a curated record. The coding region runs from base 94 to 753 and encodes 219 amino acids. Gene Ontology annotation, molecular function: mRNA 3'-UTR AU-rich region binding.
GAGUAAUUGUCUAUCCAUAAAUCUCGAACACAGUGCCGUCCCGACAAGAACACUUGCAAGACAACCCAACACAUAACUGUGUGUCAUCAAAAAAUGAAUAAUUCACAGCUUUUUAACUACACUCAUGGAAGCUCUACUAGUACUGAUGAUGGGUCUCAAGUAGAAGCAAUAAAGAUAUAUGGGCUUAGCAACUAUUACUUCUAUUCGAAACCAGCUCCUCCUUUGAAAAACCAAACCUUAGAGGAACGUAUCUCUUGUCUUAAGACAAGGUAUGAUGUUUGUGGGAUUAGGACUUGCGUGGAGGCUGUGAUUCUGGUUGAACUCUCCAAAACUCCCCAGUUAUUGUUGUUGCAAUUAAGGAACUCCACAUAUAAGCUUCCAGGUGGUCGUUUACGACCAGGUGAAUCAGAUAUCGAAGGCUUGAAGCGUAAGCUUACAAACAAGUUGUCUGUUCAUUCUGAUGGUAUUCUUCCUGAUUGGGAGGUAGGAGAAUGCCUUGGCAGGUGGUGGAGGGUUGGCUUCGAAACAUUGUUGUUACCGUACCUGCCACCUAAUGUUAGAAGUCCCAAGGAAUGCAGAAAAAUCUUUCUUGUCAAGUUGCCAGAAAGGCAGAAGUUCACUGUACCAAAAACCCACAAGUUGCUUGCGGUUCCCUUGUCCCAACUUCAUGAAAACCACGAAAUAUAUGGACCAGUAAUAUCAGGAGUUCCCCAGCUGCUAUCAAAAUUCCCUAUUGAAACUGCGAGUCGCUAAGUAGCACUCUACAAAAGAAGUUGAUCUUCGAAAUAAAUAUGUGGGAAAUGUUAGUUGGACAGGUUUACACGAUGGACAUAUAUAUUACAGAAAAUCCUUCACGAACUGUCGUAAGUUUUAGACUUGUAUGAGGUACCUCCGUAUAUCGCUGUUGUAAUUAGUUUGCUUAUAGUAAUAGAUAUUCUCUUUUCUUGUCA